AUGGGGGUGGGAUUUCGCCGCGCCCUCGCCGUCCUCUCUCUUCUCUUCGUCGUCUCCCUCACGCUCGUUCUCCACGAGGAGACGAGCGGUGGGCCCGUCGCCUUCGACCCCGCGAGGGUCACCCAGGUCUCGUGGAAGCCCAGGGUUUUCUUGUAUAAGAGGUUUCUUUCUGAUGAAGAGUGCGACCACCUGAUCAAGUUGGCAAAGAGUAAGCUGGCGAAAUCGAUGGUCGCGGAUAAUGAGUCGGGGAAGAGUGUGAUGAGCAAUGUUCGGACGAGCUCCGGCAUGUUCUUGAUGAAGCGUCAGGACGCAAUUGUCGCCAGAAUUGAGCAAAGAAUCGCUGCCUGGACCUUCCUGCCCGAAGAAAAUGCCGAGCCCAUUCAAGUGCUGCGGUACGGAAUCGGUCAGAACUCAUACUCUCUGUCGAUGGCGAGGCCGUUAGAGAUCAUCAGAGGUAAUCUGGGAGUGUUCGAGUCUAUUCCGCAAGGACAAGUUCCUUCAACGGGGCACUCGGGAUGCACCAGUGACUCCAACAGUAAGAACGGAUUUUGUCCGAAUCCGCCUCGCGUCGGAGAUGAUCUGGGUGUAGUGUUUGAGUCUCUUCAACAAGGACUAGUUCCGCCAAUGGGGCCCUCGGACUGCACCAGUAACCCCUCAAGUAAGGGUGGGUUUUGUCCGAACCCACCACGAGGUUAA
Ananas comosus (pineapple) is the source of this 696-nucleotide messenger RNA. Its product is annotated as probable prolyl 4-hydroxylase 4. The record is from RefSeq and is a predicted model, not a curated record. Gene Ontology annotation, cellular component: endoplasmic reticulum. Lineage: Eukaryota; Viridiplantae; Streptophyta; Magnoliopsida; Poales; Bromeliaceae. The transcript has 6 exons. Gene Ontology annotation, biological process: peptidyl-proline hydroxylation to 4-hydroxy-L-proline. Gene Ontology annotation, molecular function: procollagen-proline 4-dioxygenase activity. The coding region runs from base 1 to 696 and encodes 231 amino acids.